Molecule: messenger RNA, 2151 nt
Organism: Venustampulla echinocandica
Lineage: Eukaryota; Fungi; Ascomycota; Leotiomycetes; Helotiales; Pleuroascaceae
Exons: 2
Coding region: 1-2151 (716 amino acids)
Molecular function (GO): zinc ion binding
Source: RefSeq, a predicted model, not a curated record
AUGUCGGCGCGGGAAGGCUUACGGCAAUCCUCCGGUUCUGGACCCCUUUCUAGCAACGACGGCAUGGCCCAGGAUCGGCAGCAGGCCGUAGCUACCCCCAUUGCCUCUCGUGUGGUACCCAAGCCAGUCCCGCGGGCACAAACCGAAGACCCCAGAGAGUUCCAAAUCGGCCAAAUCCGAAGACGGUUCAAUCCCAAGGAGACGAGGCAGUCACAUGGAGCGACUCUUCUCAAGUUCAACCUUUCUCCAUCAGAUCCAGACUUUCCGUUUGAUCUAUCGGCGCUAGAGUGCAGUCUCUCGGUACCUGCUGCAUAUCCAGAAGCCAAGCCUUCAUUACUAGUUGGAAAUAGAGACAUUCCGAGAGGGUUUGCUUUCAAUAUCGAAUCUGGUUUUGACGGCCUUGUUCAAGAGAAACCUGAUGGUACGCUCUUGGAGCUGUUGAAAGCUCUUGAUAGAAACCUUGAGUUGUUUCUCUCUGCGCCGAAAGCAGAUACAAUUAAGCUAGUGCCAAAUAAAGAUACCAGACAUCUUUCAGCCCAAUCUCCAAGAUCAAUAGCGCCUGCCAGAGGUACAGGCCCCGCCGCUGAUGCCAGGAAAACCUUGAUUAAGGAUGAUAAACCAAUUCCAAUUUCUACAAAGCCAGUUGAAGUCUUUACAGCACAGCAAAAAGAAGAAGCAUCCAAGAGGCGAGAGAACGAGGUCCGUCAGCUAGAGGCUCGUAUGGGAAGACUCCCACUUUACAAGAAGUCAGGUGAUGGGAUUGCUUAUACACUACCUAUUGAGCCUCGAAGACGAACUGAACUCCCUCCCACUCUGCAGGCUAUGAAAACCGUCCAAUUGUUUGUUCCUUUACUUUAUCCCCUUCAACCUUGCCGUGUCCGCCUUGACGGAACUGGCUCCAAAGAGUCAACCGCUGUUGAGAAAGGAUUUGAGCUAAAGGCAAGUCAACAAAAAGACACUACACUAAUGGGUCAUGUCAAUUUUCUUGCCCAAAAUAUGCAUACACUCUCAAAAACUACGUUCCUUCCAGAGACUCAACCCCUAGUGCCGAUAAUGGCCCAACAACCCCAAUCACAGGAAGAAAAUAUACCCAUAUCAGCAGAGAAGGGAAAAUCAGUUGAGGCACAACAAGACGCUGAACGAAGUCACAUCCAAUACAUCAUCCGGCCUCCAGAAUGGACUAUCAUCAAUCAUGACGAUCACUCCGGUUCUGAUUUCGGAUAUGAUAGUUACGAUUCCGGAGACGAAUCGUCCGAGAACGAGGGCGGUGUAGUUGUUGAGCAUGAACCAGGCGAAGCAUCUCAACAACCUGUCCAGAACUCAGAGCGUGGAACUGCAAUUUCUUUCCCGUUCGUUGAGCUUUAUGGAAUAGAGUUGCUUGAGGUGGCGAUACUAAACAUCUCAGUCAAGUGUGAAAGGUGUAAGGAAGUCAUGGAUGUGAAGGGGUUGAAGAAUGGAGCUGUCAAAUCGGAAAGUUGCAAGAAAUGCGCUACUCCGCUGAGCGUCGGCUUUCGGAGAGAUUUCGUUCAUGCUCACGCUGUCAGAGCUGGUUUCUUGGAUCUUGAUGGCUGCAUCAUCGUUGACAUGUUGCCAAGCACAUUCAUCCCAACUUGUGCUCAAUGCUCCACAGCCUACCCAGCACCGGGUCUCAUCUCGGUCCGCGGUGAAACAACAACCAACGUGUGCAGAGAAUGCCACCAUAAAUUGACAUUCAAGAUCCCGCAGACCAAAUUCCUCCGCAUCUCUUCGGCAGACCGACUCCCUUCCGCAGGACCACGCAGAAAGAAAGAAACCCUUGGACUGACACCUGGCACCGAACUUCCCAAACGUGGACGCUGCCGCCAUUAUACGAAGAGCUAUAGGUGGUUCAGGUUCAGUUGCUGUCAGAAGGUGUAUACUUGUGACAAGUGCCACGACGAAGGCGAGGAACACCCCAAUGAGUGGGCUAAUCGUAUGGUCUGUGGCUGGUGUAGUAGAGAACAGAAUUAUAGGCCAGAGGACUGUGGAUUUUGCCAUAGAACUCUUAUUGGGAAGAAAGGCGGUGGUGGGUUCUGGGAGGGUGGAAAGGGGACGAGGGAUAAGUCCAAGAUGAGCAGAAAGGAUCCGCGGAAGUUUAGAAGGCGCGGAGCUGCGACGAAGACAAAAACUUGA